Molecule: messenger RNA, 1107 nt
Organism: Triticum turgidum subsp. durum (durum wheat)
Lineage: Eukaryota; Viridiplantae; Streptophyta; Magnoliopsida; Poales; Poaceae
Source: the annotation of a GenBank genome assembly
AUGUUACGACAUCCAGUGUGGGGAGCCAUCUGCUUGCUCGCCGUCUCGCUGGUCCUGUGCACAGACAAGCUCCGCACAGACGCCGGACCCUCCGCCUACGCGCUUCUGGUCGACGAGGAGGAGGAGGACGACGGUGGCGACGGCGACGGCGACGGCUCGUCGUCCUUCUCCUUCUCCUCCCCGCAGGCGACGCCGGACGAACUGGCAUUCGGGUUCUACGACGGGACAUGCCCCAACGCCGAGGCGGUCAUCGCGUCCACCGUGCGGGAGCUCUUCGCGGCCGACCCCAACGUCGCCGCCGCGCUCGUGCGCCUGUUCUUUCACGACUGCUUCGUCCACGGCUGCGACGCCUCGGUGCUCCUGGACCGGAUCGGCGGCGGCAAGUCGGAGAGAGACGCCGCCCCGAACCGCUCGCUGCGAGGCUUCGGCGCCGUCGACAAAAUUAAGGCGAGGUUGGAGAAGCAGUGCCCGGGGACCGUCUCCUGCGCCGACAUCUUGGCGCUUGCCGCGCGGGACAGCCUCGUACUGGUGGGCGGGCCGACCUACCCAGUGCUCACCGGCCGCCGAGACAGCGCCGGGAGCUUCUACGACGACGUGAACAUCCCAGCCCCGAACGCCACGUACGCCAUGACGCUCAGCGCGUUCGCCCGCCGCGGCUUCACCGAGCGCGAGACCGUCGCGCUCUUAGGAGCACAUAGCAUCGGGAAGGUGCAGUGCAGAUUCUUCAGGGACAGGAUCUACAACUUCGCCGGGACCGGCGAGCCGGACGACUCCCUGGACGCGGACAUGGUCGGCGAGAUGCGAGCCGUGUGCAGCGGAGAUGGCGCGGCGCCGAUGGAGAUGGGGUACUACCGGCAGGGCCGGGAAGUGGGGUUCGGCGCGCACUACUACGCGAAGCUUCUCGCGGGCCGGGGCAUCCUGCGCUCGGACCAGCAGCUCACGGCGGGGAGCACCGUGCGGUGGGUGCGCGCGUACGCGUCCGGUCAUCGCGGCGAGGAGGCUUUCCGCGAGGACUUCGCGCACGCCAUGGUUAAGCUGUCCGCGCUUGCGCCGCUCAAAGGGUCGGCGGGGCAGGUCCGGAUCAGCUGCUCCAAGUCCGUUGAGUAG